AUGGGCGAGGUGGGAAUGGUGUCCGCCGAACAGCAGCCCAUGCAUCAGCGAAGGAAGUGGGUUCCGAUGUCGGAGGAUGAGGGGAAGGAGAGGAGGGAGCAGCAACGGCUGUGGUACCGGCGGCGGAGGGCACAGAUGACUGAAGAAGAGAUCGCCUAUCAGAAUGAGCGACGGAGGUUGAGGUACAGGCUGAGGAGGUUGAGGGCGAGCGCUGAGCAAACGGUCAGAGCCCUGUACGAUCUUCCAAUAUUGGCCAUGGGAGGAGGACAAAACUCCAGGGCAUAUGGUGAGAGGGUCCUGGAGGAGAAUGAACGACGAGGGCAGCUGGGGUUUUACGAGUCGAACGCCCAGACGACCGGUGGACUCAUCGAUCUUCAUGAUGCGCAGCAGAAGUUCAAAGAUGAACAACCAAGAUGGGAGUUGGACGGCGGCGCACAAGUAAGAGAAAGUGGGGGUCGGCAACAUCAGUGGAGGUGGAAAGUGGAAGCAAGGAAGGGAAGGGGCGACAUGGCGGACGAUCCACCCUCCGACUUGAGUCUAGUCGUCAGAGGUCCUACCGUAGUUAGAGUGGAUCCCCAAUCUGAUGACUCUGAGACAACUGAAACUGACGAGAGUUUUCAGGGCAUGCUUUCGCCUAGCUCCUUUGGAUCUCUUACGAUGAUCAGUCGACCAGCAGAUGGUGACCUCCCUAUGUGCCCGGGUGAAGGUAUAUUGAUGCCCUAGUCACAGUUAUAGCUCCAUGAUUGGUCUGUUCAUUUGUAAGUCUCAUUUCUUUUAUGCAUUCUGAAAUCAGCCAUGUCCAAGGCUCCACCAUUAGAGGAAAAUUCUCGGCUGCAUUCAACUGUUCCUAA
Messenger RNA from Spirodela intermedia, 851 nucleotides. Lineage: Eukaryota; Viridiplantae; Streptophyta; Magnoliopsida; Alismatales; Araceae. The record is from the annotation of a GenBank genome assembly.